Carassius gibelio (silver crucian carp) is the source of this 4545-nucleotide messenger RNA. Its product is annotated as P2X purinoceptor 3-like. NCBI's taxonomy places the organism in Eukaryota, Metazoa, Chordata, Actinopteri, Cypriniformes, Cyprinidae. The record is from RefSeq and is a predicted model, not a curated record. The transcript is spliced from 12 exons. Gene Ontology annotation, cellular component: plasma membrane; nuclear inner membrane. Gene Ontology annotation, biological process: monoatomic cation transmembrane transport; response to ATP. Gene Ontology annotation, molecular function: purinergic nucleotide receptor activity; extracellularly ATP-gated monoatomic cation channel activity; ATP binding. Bases 1904 to 3142 code for a protein of 412 amino acids.
AGGAUUUUUUUGUGUUCCAAAUUGUUUGUGUUACAGUCUCUCUGACAAAACAUGUUAUGCUAUUUAAUUUUAAGCCGUUUCACUUUGCAUUGAGAAGAUGGCUCAACAAGUAUAUUUUUGGCUAGAUACUUGUACUUCUAAAUGAGUUUAAAUUUUGAAUACUUUUUACACCCCUGAUUAUUACACCUUUCUCAUUAGACUGAAUAACUCUUUUUUUUUGUGGUUCUUUUAAUUAUCCUUUGGUUUCUAGGGGGUGUCCCCCUCGGUAGAAAUCACAUCUGAGACCCCACUCCCUUGUCGGGGCCCUUACAGUAUAAUCCUUAACUUCCCCCGUUACGGCAUCCCUGCUCUUUGUAGAGGAAUAUUAAAAGUGGAACCAAUUUCUUUAAUGCCUUAAGUUAAAAUAGCUAAAUAAAUAAUAUUGUUAUCCCUUUUGAUGUAGGUUAUUCCUCACCUCAGGACCACCAUUAUUAUCUAUGCAUUCUAUUAAAUUCUUUGGACUCUAUUACUUUCUUUUGUGUUCAUUUUUCCAGUUUGUUUAUUUCUAAUUUUAUUUAAUUUUUUCUGGUAUAUGCAUUUAAGGUUAAUUUCUGCAUCGCUCCCCUCCUCUUCCCUGCUGCUCUCAUUUCCACAUACUGCCUUUUUUGCAUCACUCCCACAAUUCGUAUCGGUUACGUUUCUGUGGAUUUUGUCUCUCUUUCAAUCAUGGUUCUCAAACCACUUUGCUCAUUAUAGCAUUUGGCGCAUUGAUGACUUUGUUCACCAAUUUGUAUUGAGUCCCAUCCAUUUCCCCACUCUCUCCUAUCUCUUUCUCUCUCCCCCUUUUUCACCCUGUACCCUCCCUUCAUUUCAAGAUCCUGUUUCAAGACAAUCGAAUCAUUAGGAGACACCUAACACUCAACAUUAUCCUAGACUGAUAGACAUCUUCAAAUACUCCCUUACUCUCAUUUGAUUUGGUCCUCUGUCAUGUUUUACUCCUACAUCGUGUGUGUUUUUUCGGGGAAGCGACUCCCAGAUGUAUUGUACUUAUAGAGUGCGGUAACCACAGGUUAAUGGUUGCUCUCUUAGCCAUGUCAAGAAAUGUUACCUCUCAAUUGUGGUUAAAGUGUGUGAUGUGUUAGUGCUUGUUGUGGGAUGCAUCCUAAUGGCUUUUUUUCCAUCUGCCUAAUUGGAAUUAGAGUUAGUGACACUCUCAUCCAGCUCUUUGUAAAAGAACAGCUUGAUGUAUCAGUGUUAGAAGGUCUUUUUCUCUCUCUUAGAGCUUUCUUCAUGUGCAUGGGGCUGUCACGGUGGUCAUGAUAUAAUGUGCAUGACACUAGCCAAGAUUCACCUACUCCAGACCUCUCACACACUGAACAUCUAGCAUAUUCCUGCACUGCUAACACCCUGCAUCUGAUUCGGUUGUUUUGACAUGGAUACUAUAUGGACUUUACAGUACAGAGACAUUAGGAACAUUCUUUUGGGACUAAGGCAUAACUUUGAUUUGUGAUUUUGGUUUGGUUUUGAUUUUGUAAUUUGUUUUUAGCACUUUUAUAUGUUGCUGGGUUAGAAAGCAUCUGCUAAGAGUGUAACGUGUAAAUUUGAUAUCUGAGGAAAUGACAGAAUAACUGAAGGAGGAAGAAUGAAGAAAGAGGGAGGAGAAGGGGAGGGACUAGAAGGGAGAGAGAAGGGGUCUUUUAUGAAAGCAUCUUCUCUCAAGACGUGGAGACUUUUUAUCAGGUAAACAAAUAAGGAAGAUUAUUGAAGAGCUUUUGGGACUUUUAUUGACAAUCCAUAGGUUUUAGAUUAUAAAAACACAGGAUCAAGUAUUUGGACGGAUAUAUCUGAACCAUCUACACUAUAUUUCUAACUAGUCUUUCACAUGAAUACAUUAAUACACCCAGAGGCUAAUUUUUUUUUCUGAAUGCAGCAGUGUUCUGAAAAAAUGGCGAACUGCAUAACAGAUUUCUUUACCUAUGAGACGACCAAGUCCGUGGUGGUAAAGAGCUGGACUAUUGGCAUCAUAAACCGUGUCGUCCAACUCCUCAUCAUCAUAUACUUCAUUGGCUGGGUGUUUUUGUAUGAGAAAGCAUAUCAAGUGAGAGACACAGCUAUCGAGUCAUCUGUCAUGACUAAAGUGAAGGGGUUUGGAGAGUAUAACAAACGGAUCAUGGAUGUAGCCGAUUAUGUCACACCUACUCAAGGGGCAUCAGUGUUCUGCAUCAUCACUAAGCUCAUCACAACAGAAAAUCAAGUUCCAGGAUAUUGUCCAGAGACUGAUGUGAAAUCCAUAUGUACGAAUGACACUACUUGUAAGUCGAAGAUGUCAAAACCAUCUAGCAAUGGGUUGCUUACAGGACGUUGUGUGGACUUCAACGUUACCCACAAAACCUGUGAGAUCAAAGGAUGGUGUCCUGCAGAGGUUGAUGAUGUUCAGCCGGACCCCAUGAAGGAGGUGGAGAACUUUACCAUCUUCAUCAAGAACAGCAUUCGCUUCCCACGUUUUAACUUCACAAAGGGAAAUUUCUUGCCUAACAUCAAAAGUUCCUACAUAAAGAAGUGUAAUUUUGACUUUGAGACUAACAUGUAUUGUCCAAUAUUCAAAGUGGGAGAUGUCAUCCGAUUUGCACAACAGAACUUUACUACUCUUGCUACAAAAGGGGGAGUGUUAGGGAUAAAAAUAGCAUGGGUGUGUGAUUUAGACAAGGCAGAAGAUGAGUGUAAGCCAGCCUACUCCUUCACUCGCCUGGACGCCAUGUCAGAGAAGACCAGUGUGUCUCCAGGAUACAACUUCAGGUACGCUAAGUAUUUUAAAACAGAGAACGGAACCGAGUAUCGCACUCUGCUGAAGGCCUACGCCAUCAGAUUUGAUGUGCUGGUUAAUGGAGACGCGGGAAAAUUUGACAUGAUCCCAACUCUGAUCAACAUGGUUACUGCCUUCACCUCUGUUGGUGUGGGUACAGUGCUUUGUGACAUCAUUCUGUUGAACUUCUUGAAAGGAGCUGACCAAUACAAGGCCAAGAAAUUCGAAGAGGUAUCAGAUUCAAAUAUUCAGAGCAAUAUUUCAUUUUACAGGACCAGAGACCAAAGCCAGAAUUCAAUCAAAACUCAGGAGAAGUACUUCAAAGACUCCGGAGCAUUUUCCAUUGAUCGUUAUAGUUAAUAGUUCACAGCACUUGGGGAAGGAUUGAAAAAAAAGAUCUUCAUUCCAGUCAAAAUCUUUAUCAUUUUUGCCACUAAUCCUAGAUCCUUCCACAAAGAACAAUCUAGACCAAUAAACACACAUAAAAUGGUUCAGUCACCUGAACUUUCCCCCCUAAUUUUACAUUUAACUAGAUUAUUUUGAUUAUAACCAUGGUCCCGAUCUUACGUAAACAUUUCAAAAUCAAAAUCAAUCAGUCAAAAUGUAUUAUUUGCCUGACUGAUCAAAAAUAUGACUAUAUUUUGUAAAUAAUAGUAUUAAAUAGUAAGUAAAUACUCAAAUUCUGCUAUGUAUGCUCAUAGUGUUUGCAUGGGAUUGAUUAGCAUAGUUACAAAUGUUUAAUAUUUCAUGUGAUUGUAUAGCAGUGUGUGUGUGUGUAUGUGUGUGUGUGUGUGUGUGUGUGUGUGCGUGUGUGUGUGUGUGUGUGUGUGUGUGUGUGUGUGAAUAUGUUGUUUAUUGUUAGACCUUUGGCCAAGUGUGGAUGGUAACAUUGCAUGAUCAGAUCUUUCUGAAUUAUUACAAGUUGUUAAUAAUUUGUUUAUACUACAACUUUUUCCAUUAAAUUGCUUGUAAACUUUGAUGCAGGUUAUGUGGAGGCUCAGGGCAAUAAAAACAAAUGUACAUUUACUUGUCAUAUAUAAUAUAAAUGAAUUGUUCUCUGAACCUGUUAUUUAUGACAGAAAAACAGGACAAUAUAUCACUUUCAAUAACUGAGAAUUCAAUUUUGGAGUAAAAAAAGAUGCAUGGUAAACAUUAUAAUGGCUAACAUUACUAAAAGCAUUUGGUUCGUGGUGUGAAGUCUGCUGAAUAAGUAUCACAGCUCGUGCAGUAAGCAAAAGUGAGAAGUUGAAGGAGUUGUAAAAAACCUGAACAUCAUAACAGUAUUUUACAUAAGGAGAAAUAUGAUUUAACUAAGCUGAAAGAGAAAUAAUCAGCUCUGCAGUCAUUUUCUAAUAGAAACAACCAUCUCAGACUUUCAUGACAUUACCAGUUUGUGUCAGACAAACAGUGCAGGCACUCAGCUUCUGAUUGCCAUCAUCUGUAGUUUGCAAUGUGAAAAGUAGAAGUUAAAAUGUUAAGAGAUCAGCAACUGUGUCUGUAACCACACGGGACAGUGGUAUAACCGUCUAGUGUGAUAAAAGAACAGCUUUCUUAAGUUGAACAGUUAUAAUAGGUUAAAAGUGUUUGUCCAACAUGAACAAAGUAAUGCAUUCACAUGUCUAAACUUAGCUACAGAUCAUUUGUAUUAAUCAUAUACCUUCAUUUUUAAUGAAAAUGUAUAGAGCUUCCAUGUUAAACUCCAUUAAACACACUGGAGGCUGAAUUAGAGACAUAAUUAUUUUAGCAUCGUUGAGAUUCUGUCA